AACUCUACCUAACUCCGCUUACUUGUGCCAAAUAUAAAAAUUAUUUCAGAUAAUUACAACAACUUUCAAAAUGAUAAAAACAUAUUUAGUGCACUAAUUAAAAAAAAAAAUCAUUUCAUUUUGGAUAUAGGUGAUUGAAUUUGUUACACUGGUUUGACAAUUUUGCAAAUAUUCAACCUUGUUGACUAUUCUCAUCAUCCAUAUCCCAUGAAACUUCUUCCUGAAAACUUUGUUUAAUCUCCAUUAUAAAUAAUGGUCAGCCAUCUCCAUUUCUAACAUCAAAACUCAAAAACACCCACUAAGAAGAAAAAAGAAAACUAAUGGAAGGUUUAAUCCCAUUUCUCCUUCACGCUAUGAAGAAACAGAGGCCUCAUCACAACAGUUUCCGGUCCCUUUCCGACACCUCUAACCGGAGCUACCACUUGCUCGUCGGAGCUGAUUCCAUCGACGGCUCAUCUCACCGGAGAACUCGAUCGGAGUUUCAGCCUCCGGUCACCACUGUUGAUUUCUUGGAUCUGCCUCAGCCUAGAAGCUUCAAUAAUAGAGCAACUUCUCUGCUUUCCCCUGUUUCCAACCAGAAUGCUUCCAGAUUGAAAUUUGGUUCAAACAAUUUGCAAGGGACGGUUUCUGUUGAUAAUCUCCGUCAUAGGAAACUUUGAUUGCGUUAAAAAACUGUUACUGAUGAAGAAUUUGUAAAUGUACUAUAUUUGUUUCAUUCUUUUGUAUCGACUAUUAUAAAAUGGUGUUCUUUUAUGUUAUCAAAAUGAUAUUUUAAAGAUUUUUUA
Messenger RNA from Solanum pennellii, 785 nucleotides. RefSeq lists its product as uncharacterized. Lineage: Eukaryota; Viridiplantae; Streptophyta; Magnoliopsida; Solanales; Solanaceae. The record is from RefSeq and is a predicted model, not a curated record. The transcript has a single exon. The coding region runs from base 321 to 659 and encodes 112 amino acids.